AUGAGCAGCUACGACGUAGCGGAGGAGAUCCGCGCCGCGUUGCCGGAGACGGACGAGAUCUUCGUGCAAUAUCUUGCGGGCUACCUCCUGGAUGAUGCCGCCGAAGACGAAGACGCCAUGUCUGUCGCACGCUUGAUGCUGGAGAGCGCUGCUCUGUCUGGUCCGUCCAAAGAUACGACCCAGGUCGUAGACGGCAUCAUGGCGAAACUUGGAGAGUUGUUGAAGGAUCUGCUUGAGGAGCGCGCGAAGAAGCAGGGUCAAGCGCAGAGGUUACAACGUCUCGACAAGGUCCUCGACAUGAGUAAAACGGCCACGAUGUCCUCCACCCUCGCUUUUGCCGAAGGCGUCGACCUCGAAUCCAUCAACAAGGGCAAAGCCUCGCGUGUCGAUGUGAAGAAGCUCGAAAAGCAAGAAGCCAAGUUGCGCGCCAAGAUCGAGAAGCGCGCACGUCGGCCGGGCGGAGACUUAUAUGAGGGCUCGAAGUUGUUGAAGGAGACGAAGGCGAAGGAGAGUUACGAGGAGAUGUUUAUGAAGAUCAACUCGCUCGAUGCGGCCAAGGACGCGAGGAAUAAGAGCAAGGACAUUCACUUGCCCAGCAUCGACGUUUCUUUCGGCUCGAACCGCAUCCUCUCUGGCGCUUCGCUCACCCUCGCACACGGCCGACGCUAUGGUAUCAUCGGUCGUAACGGUGUUGGCAAGUCGACUCUACUUAGGCAUAUCGCCAUGCGCGACGUUCCUAUUCCGGCGCAUAUCACCAUCUUGUUCGUCGAGCAGGAGAUCAUCGGAGACGACACCCUCGCCAUCGACUCAGUCCUCAAAGCGGACGUCUGGCGCGACCACCUGCUGCGUGAAGAAGCCUCACUCAACGCGCGUCUCGCGGCGCUCGACUCGGACGCAUCAAAAGCGACCGAUGACGCGCGUGAUGAGCUCGAUUCGCGCUUGAGCGAUGUGCACGCUCGCCUGGCGGAUAUGGACGCUGCGUCGGGUCCGGCCCGUGCUGCGGCGUUGCUUGCUGGUCUCGGAUUCAACGAGGCCGAUCAGCAGAGGCCGACGAAGAGCUUCUCUGGUGGUUGGAGGAUGCGACUGGCGCUUGCGCGUGCGCUGUUCGUGAAGCCUGCGCUGUUACUGCUCGACGAGCCGAGCAAUCACAUCGACUUGAACGCUCUUGCAUGGCUCGAAGACUACUUGCAGACUUGGGAGGGCACACUUCUCGUCGUAUCCCACGACCGUGCAUUCCUCGACGCUGUCGCGACGGAUAUCAUUCACCAGCACUCCGGCCGCCUGGACUACUACAAGGGCAACUUCACGCAGUUCUACUCGACCAAGAGCGAGCGCGAACGCAACUUGCGUCGCGAGUACGAUGCGCAGAUGGAAUACCGCGCACAUCUGCAGGCCUUCAUCGAUCGCUGGAGGUACAACGCCAACCGCGCCGCCCAGGCGCAGUCGAAGAUCAAGAUCCUCGAGAAGCUGCCCGAGCUCACGCCGCCCGAGGUGGACGAGACCGAAACGUUCCGCUUCCCGGAGACGGAAAAGAUAUCGCCUCCGUUACUGCAGCUGAGCGACGUGACGUUCGGAUACGACCCAGCCAAGCCCAUCCUGAACAAGAUCAACAUCGAUGUCGGCCUCGAUAGCCGUAUCGCGGUUGUGGGUAGCAACGGCGCUGGAAAGUCGACUCUCAUCAAGUUGCUGACGGGCGAUCUCAGCCCGCUAGCUGGCCAGAUGAACCGCAACGGCCGCCUGCGCGUCGGAUACUUCGCCCAGCACCACGUCGAGACGCUCAUCCCGACAAUGAACCCCGUGCAGUUCCUCGCGAGCAAGUUCCCCGGCAAGACGGAGCAGGAGUAUCGCUCGCAUCUUGGUAACUUCCAGAUUAGCGGUAUGACUGGGUUGCAGUUGAUCGGAACACUCUCGGGAGGACAGAAGAGUCGAGUAGCGUUUGCGGUGCUGAGCAUGUUGCGCCCGCAUAUUCUGUUGCUCGACGAGCCGACUAACCACCUCGAUCUCGAGGGUCUCGAUGCGCUCAUGAAGGCACUCAGCGAAUGGAACGGAGGCGUGAUCGUGAUCUCUCACGACGAGCGCUUCAUCACGCACGUUGCCAGUGAACUUUGGGUAUGCGGCGACGGUACAGUAUCGAAGUUCCAUGGAGAUGUGCAGGCGUACAAGCAACUCAUCGUCAGCAACGUCAAGACGAAGCCCUAA
This is a messenger RNA of Peniophora sp. CBMAI 1063, 2199 nucleotides long. The record is from the annotation of a GenBank genome assembly. Lineage: Eukaryota; Fungi; Basidiomycota; Agaricomycetes; Russulales; Peniophoraceae.